AUGUACACGGAAAAGAUAAACCUUAACUCAGAGAAUGAAAAAAUCACAAGUCUGGAUUUUCAGCCAUGCACAAAUGUAAACAGAUUAGCCAUAUCAAGUUUGCACCAGAUAAAAAUUUACCACAUUCCUGUACACGACAGGAGCUUGAAGAAUAAAAUAAACAUUGAGCUUUUGUUCAUAAGCAAUGAUCACAAUUUAGUGUACAUUAACACGAUCAGGUGGAGUUUCAAUGGUCAAUUUUUGGCUAGCUGUGAUAGUGGAGGAACCUUAGUGUGUUACGAAUUGGACACGAAUAAAAAUAUGAACAAAAUUGAUAUAAAAAGUGAUGUAAAAAGUGAUGUAAAAAGUGAUAUAAGAAGUGAUAUAAAAAGCGAUAUAAAAAGUGAUAUAAAAAGUGAUAUAAAAAGUGAUAUAAAAAGUGAUAUAAAAAGUGAUAUAAAAAGUGAUAUAAAAAGUGAUAUAAAAAUUGAUAUAAAAAACGAUAUAAAAAGUGAUGGAGAAGAAUUUAAAAAUAUCCAAAAAGACAGUGUCAACAAAUCGAUAGGACAUAUAUGCACUUCGCUUAGUAGCAAUAAUAAGGAAGAAUGGAAAAUAACGAGAUGUAUAAAAAUACAUGAAAGUGGAGAAAUUUUUGAUUUUGCAUGGUCACAUGACAAUGAACAUGUUGUUUGUGGAGUGUCUAAAGGGAUAGUUUACAUUUUUAACUUAAAAAAGUCGUAUAUUUCACAUAAACUUUUUGUUAAGGGAACAACAGAAAAUAUCAAAGGGGUUUCUUUUCAUCCAACAAAUAAUUCAGUUAUAGCACAAAGUAGUGACAAUAUUAUGUGCUUGUGGAAAAAGAAAAAUAUUUAUCCAGAACAGAAUAAUUUAUUAGGUAGUACCUUGGGGAAUAAAAAAAAUUAUGAACAUGAAAAUAAUUUUUGCCAGCAGUACGAUUGCACAAAGACACAAAAUGAUUUUCCUGCAUUCCAAGGUGUAGCAAGAGAAUAUUUUGAAUGCAUGUAUGAAGAAAAUAUGAACAAGAAAUAUAAAAAUAUCGACACACCAACCAUUCGUCAUAUUUAUUUUGAUAGCUUUGGGAAAUAUGCUACUAUUACACACAUUCCAAAUAAUGGAAGAAAUUGUGGCAUACUGCUUAAGAUUGAUAACAAUGAACGAAUACAUAAAAAAAGAAUAUUUCUUGAUGGACAUGGAAGUUGCAUAAGAGUAGCUAAAAUUGGGCAAAAGGUAUUUGUUGAUUUGAAAAAAAAAAAACUAUACAGCUUGUAUUGUCAAUGUAGUGAUAAUGGAGUUAUAUCUUUAUGGAAAAUUUUUUUAAAAAGGGUGAAGAUGUCAAGGCAAGGGAAUACAAAAGGGGAAAGAAGUGGGGGAAGAAGAGAGGAAAAAAAAGGGAUUGAAAAUAGGCAGCUAGCCGAAAUGAAAAAAAAAUUUUUCGAAAAUAGGCAGCUAGCUAAAAUGGGAAAAAAAAAAAAAAAAAAAAAAAUCAAUAAAUAUGCAAAAUGUUUUCUGAUUAUUCAGAAUUUACUAGAAGAACAAACAUGCGCUGUAGACCUAAGCUGGUCUGAAAAAUUUGAUCAACUAGUUAUUGGUGCAUCCAAUGGAUCAGUCUAUAUUAUACAAAUAAAUGCUAAUGCAUUAAAAUUAAAACCAUUUUAUCAAAAUGUGCUUCUUGAAAUUAAUGAAAUUACCGUGAAAAUUAAUAAAGAAUAUAAUAGAGAAAUUUCUGAACAAAAUAAUGUCAAAAUUAAGCAAGUAAAGGACAAAGUAGAAAACAAAAAGCCAAAAAAUAGAAUAACUCCAAAAAUAAAAUAUUUAUAUGAUGAACAUGGAAAUAUUAUAGAAAAUUCAAAGUCUCACGAAAUAAUCCACAUUUUGCAUUGCACAAUUACCCCAUUCAACAACUACAGUCACUUUUACAAUGAAGAUAUGAAAUGUCUUAUUUUUUCCAAUUUUGAAAAGAAAAAACAGCACCACCUAAAUGACAAGCAUAAGUAUACCUGUAUGAAUAAUACAUUUGAUUCUCUUGUGAAUGCAUUUGUAUAUGUAACUUUUAAGUCCAUCGAAUAUAUAUUGAGAAAAUUACGUCUAUGUGAAAUCUCAAGGAGGAGGAACUUUAUUCUCCCGUCUACACAUCCCCACUCUUGUGAUUAUCCGAAAAGAAAUUCCAUCAUUCCGAAUAGGAGUUCAUAUUUAUUGAAUCUAGAAUCACCCUUGGAGGAUGUUGCAUCUAGACAAUGCAUAGGCAGGAGCUGUGGAAGCCAUGCUGGUUAUAGUGGAAGCCAUGCUGGUUAUAGUGGAAGCCAUGCUGGUUAUAGUGGAAGCCCUGUUUGUGAUAGUGGGAGCCCUGUUUGUGAUAGUGGGAGCCCUGCUUGUGGUAGUAGUAACACUCAUAAUAACGAUCGAAAGGGGGGAGACGGUCAAGAUAGGGAUCAAGAUGAAGAUAAAAAUGAUGAAGACAAACAUGGAAAACAUGAUGAAGAGGAAGCAGACGAGGAGGAAUCGGACGAGGAGGAAUCGGACGAGGAGGAAUCAAACGGGGAGGAAUCAAACGGGGAAGAAGCAAAUGAGGAAGAAGCAGAUGGAGAGGAAGCAGAUGGAGAGGAAGCAGAUGGAAAGGAAGCAGAUGGAGAGGAAGCAGAUGGAAAGGAAGCAGAUGGAAAGGAAGCAGAUGGAAAGGAAGCAGAUGGAAAGGAAGCAGAUGGAAAGGAAGCAGAUGAUGGGGAUGAAAACCCUAACCAAAGCAAUAGCAGCUGCAACAAUAGUCGCCCUAACAAUUGUGCAGGCGAAGACCCAACGAAGGAUAAGAAUAGCAGUAUGAGAAGUAGAAAGGGGGAUACCAUUAAUAGCAAUAAAAGAAGAAAUAGUGAAGGCAUAAAAACAAAGAAAAAUUAUAAAGAAAGAAAAUGGAAAAAAUCUUCGAAAAGUAGUCAAGAACUCUCCCAAUAUAUAAGCAGCAAUGAGAAUUUCAAUGUUGUAAACGCUGCAUGUUUUAGUGAUGGCAUUGAUCAAGGUAAUCAUAACAGCAACAGCAUUAGAAAGAAUAACAACAAUUAUAGUGCGAAUGAUAACAGUUAUAGUAGUAAUUAUAAGAAGAAGAAAAGUAGCAGUAAUGUUGGAAGUAAUGUUGGAAGUAAUGUUGGCAGCAACAUUGGGAGUAAAAUUGGAAACAACAUUGGGAGUAAAAUUGGAAGCAACAUUGGGAGUAAAAUUGGCAGCAAUAUUGGGAGUAAUAAAGAGCGACGCACCUCCGUCCUGUCCUAUGGAGGCAAGGAUGGUAGCAGUAAAACAACACUACUGAAUUCUCGGAACCCAGAUGAAUUUUUGGAAGACACAAAUAAAAACAUUGAUGUAAAAAUUUUAGAUAUUAUAAGGAAUAAUUAUAAUAAAGAAAGUUAUGCUAACACAUCUAUACCCUUUUUGCAUGACGAUAUUUGUCAGCUACCUCGAAUUGGGUAUCCUGAUGAAAAUGAUUGCUUAAAAAAAUUUGAAGAAAGAUCGAAGCACUUGAUAUGGCACGACGAGGGGGAUGACGACGAUGAAAUUCAAGGGAGUAUUAUGAGUCUAGCAGAUAUGAAGAAUAAAGAAGAUGUAAAGAAAAAAAAAACAAAGAAGGCUGAUCCUAGUACAAAAAGGGAUACAAAGAAAAAAGGAGUCAAGGUAGAUGGGGGUAAAAAAGUUACGAAAAAGGACCAAAAGGAAGGAGGCAAGGGGGAGAAAAAAAAAGUCAAAAAGGAGGUAGAAGCAGGGGCAGAAGCAGGGACAAAAGCAGGGAUAGAAGCAGGGAUAGCUGCAGGGACAGAAGCUGGGAUAGAAGCAGGGAUAGAUGCAGGGACAGAAGCAGGGAUAGAAGCUGGGAUAGAAGCAGGGGUAGAAGCAGAUGUAGAAACAAUCGGUGAGCUAAAAAUGGAAUCAAAUGAGGCAGAAUCUAUUUCAUUGGAAAAGUUUCCAAAACAUCAGAAGGAUGAUAUCCCAUGGGUAAAGUCAACUGAGAAGUCGAAGGGUAGUUUGUCAGAAGUGUCAAGAGAAGGAGAGAAUCCUGAAAAGUUCAAAAAAGAGGCAAAAAAAGAGGCAAAAAAGGAGGCAAAAAAGGAGGCAAAAAAAGAGGCAAAAAGGGAAGCAAAAAAGGAGGCAAAAAGGGAAGCAAAAAAGGAGGCAAAAAAGGAGGCAAAAACUGAAGCAAAAAAGAAAUCCAAAAAGGGGGAAAAAAACAAAAGCAAAAAGAAAAGUGAAGACAAGGAGAAAGAACAGAUAGAUAAUGACAAUUUUGAAAAUAAGAAAAAUAAUCAAGAUGAUAAACCAAAGGAAGAUGUAAAGAGGGAUACAAAUGAGGACAUAAGGAGUAGCGAAAAAAAUGAGUUAAUAAAGGACCAGAUGAAGAACACGAAGAAAGAUCCCAGCAAAAAAAAAAAAAAAAAAACUAAAAAACGGAAAAAUGGAAACGAUUCUGAUAUGGAAUGGGAGAAUUUUAACCCACACGCUGAGUUCUCUCAUCCGUUUGAUUCCCGUGAGAACAUGGAAGGAGGAGGAGCACAGCAGAUGUCGAAAGGUGUAUCUAAAAGAACAAAGGAAGAUUUGGAUUCAAAUAACAUAAAAAAAAAAGAAAUUCAGAAAAAGAAAAAUAAGAGCAAUGAAUUAUACUCAUCAAAUGAUAUUAUUAAUGCCACAGAUUUAUUGAGAUCAAAUGAGGCAAAAAAUAAUUACACAGGUGAGAGUCUAGAUGAAUGUCCAAAUCAGGAUCUGACAAUUGUUACAUAUAAACAUGCACAAAAACUGGAUAAGGAAUCAUGUUCACAUGUGAAGAUAGAUUAUUCAGUUGGAGAUGACCAAUGUUUAGAGGAUAACCAGGAUGAAAAUGUUACAACAUUGUGCAGAAAGAAUAACAAUACUGCAGAAGAUGUUAACGGAUACAAUGCCAGUUAUAUUAGCAGCCCCAAUGGAGGAGGCCACAUUGAUAACUCCUAUGAUGGAUAUGGAAAUACAUACAAGAAGAAAAAAAAAAAAAUAAAGAAUAAGAGAAACUCAGAACAUGAUGACUUGUUGUAUGAUUCUAAUGAACAUCAUAAGAGGGAAUUUCUUCCAUGUAAUAAAAAAGGAAAAAUGGAAAUGGUGAUGAAGUCGAACAUAAUCCAAGAUCAGAAAAUAAUGAAUAAUGUAUUACUUUCAAAGAGACAUUUAGAAAACAUUCAUUAUGAGAAAGAAGAUACAUGGAAAUUCAAUAUGGCAAUUUCAGAUUCGCUUGACGAAGCAGGGGAAGAGGGAACACACAUUGGUAAUAGGAUGAAUCGUUUGAGAGAGACGGACGAAAUGGGUUCUGAGGGAUUUGAAUCAGAUGCGUCCAAGGGACAUGAAGAGGAUAAUGAAGCCAUGGUGCACUCGGAAGAAAAUGAAGAUGAUGAAGAUGAUGAAGAUGAUGAAGAUGAUGAAGAUGAUGAAGAAGAUGAAGAUGAUGAAGAUGAUGAAGCAGAUGAAGCAGACGAAGCAGACGAAGCAGACGAAGCAGACGAAGCGAUGUAUAACCACCGUGAAAGGGAAUUCCAAGGGAAUGGUGAAAAUCCAGUUGUGAUGGAGGAAAGUUAUUGCUGGAGUGAAAUAGAGAACGAGGAAGGUAAGGAAGAACAAAUCCUUUACGCUGUAAAGGAAGAGAGAUGUUAUGAUGAGUCAAUUGGUGGAAACAUGUUAAACAUGAAAAACAUUCAGAAGAAAUAUAAAUUAAAUAAAAUGAACAAGAAUCGAAAGAAGAGGAGGAAGCAUAAUAUGAAUGGCGAUGUGCAUCAGAUUUUCAAGCGUAAUAGUAACUCUGUUGGCACUGACUUCCACAUUGUGAGAAAUAGGGAGAAUAUGCACACUGUUCAUGAAGGGUAUAGGGCUAAUGAUAUCUUGAAUGGAAGGAACUACAGCAGUGGUGACAACAACCAAAGUAACAGCAGCUGUGAUGACAACAACCAAAGCAACAGCAGCUGUGAUGACAUCAACCAAAGUAACAGCAGUGAUAAUGAGAGGAACGAUUUUACACAGAGAAAUGAUCGUAGUUGCACAGAUAAAGUUCAUAUUGAGAAAUAUAAGAAUAAAAUAUUUUUUUUUGACAAUCGAAGAAAAAACUGUUGCAUCUGUUGCAUGUAUUGUGGAAGUAGUACUGACGAUGCAUUUGGAAAUAAUAAUAGUAAUAAUGCUAUGAAAAAAAGAAAAUCUUUUUAUUUAUUGUGGGAAGAUGAAGUUGUAGGAAAAAUGAUUAAACAAAAUUUAUUCGAUAAUUAUCUUUUCAUUAUAAGUUUCAAAAAUGAAAACUACAUGUUGAAUAUUUUCCACAUAGAAAGCAGACUCGUAGUUUAUAACUUUCUUCUCCCAUUAACAACUGAUAAAUGUGACAUUUGUGUAAUAAAAUGUAUUCACAUUGGGAUAGAUGUAUAUACAUAUUUCUACAUUCACGAUAAUAAGAAAUGCAUAUACAUAUACCAGCUGCUAAAUUAUUCCAAGGUUUCUUUAUUAUACCAUUUUGUUAUUUCUGAAUUGGAUACAGAAGUGGAAAGCAUAAGCAUGAGCAUCAUUGAGAGAUUAGAUGGUUAUAAAAAUACACCAGGAGAAAGAAGGAAAAGAAAAAAACGUUUGCGAAAAUUUGCCAACUAUAUUUUAGCGCAACAUAGGAAGGAUGAAAAGGGAGGUGGCAAAGAGGGAAAUACAAAAAAUGGGAUCACUUCAAACGGUAGAUGUAAAAAUGGGAUCACCUCAAAUGGUAGAUGGAAAAAUGAAAAAAGAUUGAAAGGCCUGCCAAAGGAAAGGAAUGAAGAAAGGAAAAAAGAAAAAGAUGUUAAAAAAUUUAUAAAAAAUAUUGUAUUUUAUGAUAAAUAUGGUGAGGACAAAAAUGAUGGAAAAUACCCAUAUUACAACCUUCCUGAUGGUGAAGAAACCAUGGAAGAGACCGUGGAAGAGGACGUGGAAGAGGACAGUCGCAAGAGGGGAAACCGGAUGCAACCUCGCAUGAAAGGGAAAAAUGGAAAACAAGGUAAAGAUUACAGGAAAAAUAAUGCAACACUUUGCAAAUGGACAAAUCAGGAAGAGAAAGAAAAUCCAAUAAGCAUAUGUGAUAUUGUGAAUGUUAUUAAUAGUGACAACAGGGAUAAUAUCCUAGCCAAAAGUAUUACAAACGACUUGUUCAAUAAACAUAGUUUUGAUAUUUACAGAAGUAGUGAGAAUAAUGAGAGUGUGAAAUAUUCCUUAGAAGAGAUGCACUGUAAUGAAGAAAUGGACACUGCAGAGAAGAGAAGGAAGAAGAGGAAGAAGCAUUUUCCCGUAAGCACGAAAUGUAGAAAUGAAAUGUCAAUUUCAUCAUUGCCAUUUCAUUUUAACGGAUUCGACAUUUUGACUCGUUAUCCAACUCAUUCGAUAGGAGAUGGAUCACUAAUAUAUACAAAAAAUAGAAUGAAAUCAAUGAUGCACACGUCUCAAAAGAAAAAUAAAAUAGAUCAAGUUAUUUGUAGUAAUAUAUAUGGUAAUGAUUUACUAUAUGAUUUUAUAUACAGAAAAAGGGACUUUUUUUCAUACAGUUAUAUGUGUAUUUAUAUUUUUCUUAAGAAUGGUAUGAUAUUUUUGGUGAGGAGAAAUUUAAUGACCAAUUCUGAUCAAGGCGAGAAAAGGAAGUACAUACAGGAAAAGAAUCUCAGCACCCAUUCAAGCAUGAUGUGCCCAUUUGUAUUUUCUUUAACUGAACAUUUAAGUGAAUAUAAUGGUCUAACCCUAGUAUCUCGCAUAGACAACAUAUAUUACAGCAAAUCCAUCACCUGUGAUGUGCAUAUAGAGGAUGAGAACGAGCAAUGCAGUACCCAUAGGUUCCAAGAUAUUCGUAAUACUCGCGAUAGUCGCGACAUGCACAGCCCCAACGUAAUCCUCAGCAGAAAUGUAAAAAGGUUUUCUGUCAAAAAUGAACAAAAUAGUAUGAACACGUGUGAUAAUUUACACAUAAUUCAAAAAAAAGGGUUGAAAAACUUAUAUGCAUUCAGAAACUUUUUCAACAUUUAUGAUUUUGACGUAAAGCAGCUACUAACCAAUGAUAAUACAUUUCAAGAGAUCAUCCAACGGAAGAACAUGAACGAGGAGAAGAAGAAGAAGAAGGAGACGAAGAAGGAGACGAAGAAGAAGGAGAAAAAGAAGAAAGAGACGAAGAAGGAGAAGAUAAUGAAGAUGAAAGAAAAAAUAAAAAAAAAAAAAUUAAGGGAAAAAGGUGCGAAAGGAGGAGAACUGCAUGGAAUGCAUUAUGCAGAUGCACGUAAUGGAAUCGGAACCCCCAAAACAAAAUUUGGACUUUUCCCAAAUAGAAAUCUAACACACAAAAGACACUCCAUUUUGAAGAGAAAAAAUUGUCUUGUGAAACAUAAUGUACCAAAGAAAAGUAUGAUGAAAAAACAUCUACACAUACUGAGACGGAAAGAAAGAUUAAUGGGAUCCAAGUUGAUAAGUUCCAAAGUGGCACAAGGAGGAAGUGGAGGAGGAGAGAUAAGUGGUAAAUCCCAGCUUGACAAAAGGAAUAGUGUCCAUACUAAUACCAAUCUCUUUACAAAUGACAAUCCCAAGAAGGUGUACAAUGAAGAUUUUUCCUAUAAUCUGAUAGAAUUCCCAGAUGAAAAAAUUAGAGAAUUGGAGUUGCAUAACAGACAUAGUUUCAUGAGGAAAAAUGUAAAUGCUUAUGUAAAGACCAUAAAAUUUUUGGAGACACAAAUGAAAUAUAGCAUUUUAAUUAUGAACAGAAAUGUAUUUUUAAAAUAUCUCUAUACAUAUUUUAAACUUUUAUUAGAAUAUCAAGAUAUUCAACGAAUUCAACAAAUCUUUCAAUAUUUUAUGUACACAACUUUACAUCAUUCACAGAUGUACCUGUCAGAUUUUCAUAUCUUCCAUGAAAACAUAAAUAAGCCAUACUGGAUCGACACCAAUGCCUUAUUAUGCAUGAAUUUGCAUUUUCUCUUUAUAGUUCUUUUUUUGUAUCACAAUUUUUUACUCCCCAUAUAUAAAAUGGUUCAGAAUAAGGAUGAGCAGGAAAAUCCAUGCUUUCAACCAUUUUUAGAUUUUUUCAAAGAAUCACAAAACUGUAUCUUGCAUAUUCAGAGAAUAUUUAGGUACAAUUUUCGACAUAUGGCAUAUUCUUGA
Messenger RNA from Plasmodium gonderi, 9135 nucleotides. Its product is annotated as WD domain, G-beta repeat domain containing protein. The record is from RefSeq and is a predicted model, not a curated record. Gene Ontology annotation, molecular function: protein binding. Lineage: Eukaryota; Apicomplexa; Aconoidasida; Haemosporida; Plasmodiidae. Bases 1 to 9135 code for a protein of 3044 amino acids. Gene Ontology annotation, biological process: DNA replication-dependent chromatin assembly; nucleosome assembly. The transcript has a single exon. Gene Ontology annotation, cellular component: CAF-1 complex; nucleus.